This is a messenger RNA of Porites lobata, 2384 nucleotides long. NCBI's taxonomy places the organism in Eukaryota, Metazoa, Cnidaria, Anthozoa, Scleractinia, Poritidae. The record is from the annotation of a GenBank genome assembly.
AUGAACUGCAAUGGGAAUUCUGUUGAAUCAACCAAGCGCGUGUUGGUUACAGGCGGUGCAGGUUACCUUGGGUCAACACUGGUACCAAUAUUGCUCCAACGUGGUUACCAAGUAGUAGUCUACGAUAAAUUUAUGUGGGGUGCGGGACCACUCUUGGCGCAUGUAGGUAAUCCUCAUCUUGAGAUCGUCCCGGGAGAUAUUUUGGACAAAGGACUCUUGGCUGAGCACAUGUCCACAUGUGACGCUGUUAUUCAUCUCGCUGCCAUUGUGGGUUAUCCUGCCUGUGAGAAAAAUAAGGCUGAAGCUAUUCAGGUUUGUAUUGCAGGCUAUUUGAGGUUUUGUGUUGGGCUGUGUCAGUGCAAGAACCCAUAAACUGGAGCGAGCAACUUCUAUGUACUCAUGACACGGCGUUUUCACGGACCAGUUUACUUUUAGAACGGUUUUGGCGCGAAUUGAGAACAUCUUUUAAGUCCCACAAAGCAGUCAGCAAAACCUACAGACCUAGAAAUGAUAUUUUUUUCGUUUUAAUGACGUUAUGUUUUCCUUUUUGAUAUCUUAUAUUUCGAAUGCGCUCAUAGACGUGGCGGAGAUUCCAUUUGCGCGGGAAAAAGUGCCCUAAAAUGUGUCUAAAAAUAAACCGGUCCGUAAAAACGCCGUGGCAUAGGCCUAGUAUGGGAGUUGCUCGGUCCAGGUCAUGGGCUCCUAAUCAGUGUUAGUAUGCUCCGCAGCCGUUCUUUGUGUCGUCACGCAAUGCUCCUUCACAAAGAACGGCUUUGAAGAAGAUUAGGUCACUGCUGUGUUGGAUUGAAUUAAAGACCUUUAAAUACAUGCAUCAGACAAACAAAACCCUUUAUUGAGAAACAGCCCGAAUUUCAACAGGGCCCCAGCUGUUUUCCAGUUUGACAAUGUUAAUUAUUACAUAAUACUGGUAAUUAAAAAAGCCAUUAUCGAAAAGAAUUAGAAUGAAAAAAAUUUAUUUACAGUAGUUCAACUCGUUAAAAUUCAAAAUACAUUCAAAAUACGUAUUCAAAAUAUAUUCAAAACGUUAUUUCUGUAUAAAUAUCCGUUGUCGACCGCUAUUUUUCACUAUCAAUAUCUUUAGACAAUUCCUAAUAAUGACGGUUUUUAGCCCAUUCCAUUCCAGUUUGGACCCUAUGUUGCAAAUAAAAUGCCCAAUGUCCCCAUUAAUUGAAUGCUGCGUUGUGCUAAAAAUCGUCGUUGCAAUCAAAUUGUUAACAUCCCCUUAAGAAAUAGUAGGACGGCGAAUUUGUAGACGAAAAUAAAACUCUGGUUUCCCGAUUUUUUUUUUUCUGCGAAACAGCGCCGAAAUUUAAUUUGUGUUCAACUAGCCCCAAGGAUGAUGUUUAAUGGUCAGUUACCUACUCGUUGAAACCCAGCUAAAGAAUUGUGCGCAGGGUUUUUCAUGAUAACGGCUCAAAGAAAAAAAAAAUGCAGAAGAAUAGAUAACAACAACUCAUAUAAAGGGGAAAAUGUUCAAGAACCAUUUCAGCUUCGUUAGGCCUGUUGAUUGACUGAUUUUGAGGGAGUUAACUUAAAACUUAACUUGCACGUUCUAAGUGUUUAAAAAUUGAAAUAUGUUUUCUGCUUGUGCAAAAGCAAUUUGUUUGGACCGCAGAGCUUUUACACGUAAAGAAACUUCAGUUUCAUCGUGUUUUCUCUUCCUUCUGUUUUCAGUUGUUUACUUUCUCAUUUUGUUGUUUCUGUAGACAAACCAACAAGGCACCAAGAACGUUGUAGACAGCUUAGCACCAAAUCAGCAGCUAGUUUACGCAUCCACCGGCUCAUGUUACGGAGCUGUGCUCAAUGGUCUGUGCGCGGAAGACACACCCAUCUCACCUUUGACGCUCUAUGGAAGCACAAAAGCCGCCGGAGAAAGGAUGGUCAUACAGGUUGGAGGAGUGGCACUUCGUUUGGCAACAGUGUUUGGGGUGUCCCCCCGGCUUAGGCUUGAUUUAUUGGUGAAUGAUCUCACUGAAAAGGCUGUGAGGCUGGGACAUUUUGAUCUUUAUCAGGGGGAGUUCCGACGUACUUUUCUCCACGUCAAAGACGCUGCCAAUGCGUUCGUGUUUGCAAUGGAAAAUUACAAGCGAAUGGCAGGGCAGGCAUUUAACGUUGGGGACGAAAACAUGAAUUUAUCCAAGUCUGAUGUGGCUCGUAUCAUCCAACGAUGCGUGCCGGGUUGUGUUAUCACAGAAAACACUACGGGGGAGGAUAAAGACAAGAGAGAUUAUGAAGUAUCAUACAAGAAGAUCCAAGCUCUGGGCUUCCAUGCUACCAUCUCAGUAGAGAAAGGGGUACAGGAGCUUUUAAAACUUCUACCAUGCCUAAGCAAUGACGAGAUAGAAAAAGCUAGAAAUGUAUAA